This is a messenger RNA of Symbiodinium sp. CCMP2592, 588 nucleotides long. Lineage: Eukaryota; Dinophyceae; Suessiales; Symbiodiniaceae. The record is from the annotation of a GenBank genome assembly.
AUGGUGCGCCUUGUGCCAUGGGUGCCGCUGUGCCUGACGCACCUGGCUCUAGCCGCUGCAAAUGCAAAUGGUAAUCUUUGCUCGGAUGCCCUUGGCGGUGGUGUGUCGUUUCUACAGGCAUCAAAGAAGCUCUGGGUACCACCUGCUGCGGCUCCUGAAGCUGCUUCUUCCUUGAACAUCUCCAGCCAGUCCAGUGACGGCAACGCCACCAACAUAUCAGUCGACAUCACUGAUGCCGUCAACUUCUCGGAGAUCGCGGAUUAUGGCGGUGAAGUGCAGGAUGAGAGCGACACUCCCAGCACUCCCUAUGCUGAUACGAACAGCACAGAGCCCACAAUUCCCCUUAUCGAGCCAAUUCAAAAAGCAGUGCCGUUGCCCGAGCUGGAUGCUGAGAAUCUGACUGGGGAUCUGCGCGACUGCAUCAUGGGCUUCUGGAGUGAGUGGAGUGAGUGCCAAAAAGGAACGAACGGCUUCAAAGGACCGCACCAGAUCCGGCAGCGUGAGAUCAUCCAACCGUGGAUGCCCAACGGCCAACCCUGUGGUGCACAAUCGGAGGCCAGAGAAUGCUUCGAGGAACAUCAUCCGUGA